AUUUUUAACUUUUUUUGUUGAUUACACUUUCAUUGUUUGAUUUACUCAGCAGAAUUGUAGAUGGUCUUAUUCAGUCAUAGAAGCAGGAUUGGUGACUUGUUCAGUCAUAGUAAAAAAGGCUAGUUUUUUGAAGUUUAUUGACUGCCAAUAUCAUUCAACUAUAUCAUAUACGUACAUGGAAGCUAUAAAAGGCACUUCAUGUUUUCAUGGAAGUGCAAGGAAAAGAGUUCUUACUUGAAAAGCAUUAGCAAAGAGAGAUAGAAAAAUCGGGAGAGAAGUUCUAGUUUCAUCUCCUAUUAGUUCAUUGCAUCCUAUAUUGAUCUUUCUAAGAUGGACUAUUAUAAGCUUGUAAUGGGAGGAAUUAUAGCUUCUCUUUGGGCAUCAGUUUUGUUUUACUUCUUAAGAGGAAAGAAAAACGGCACAACUAAAGCGAACAAUUUCAUGGAUGAAACUUCGCAGAGGCCCAGAAGAGAAAUAUGCCACUCUGAGAUAGCUAUGACGCCUGACAUUAUCAUUGUUGGGGCCGGUGUGGCUGGUUCAGCUCUUGCUUACGCUCUUGGACAAGAUGGUCGCCAAGUUCAUGUAAUCGAGAGAGACUUGAAUGAGCCUGACAGAAUUGUCGGGGAACUCCUACAACCUGGUGGUUAUUUGAAACUAAUUGAAUUGGGUCUUGAAGAUUGUGUUGAAGAGAUUGAUGCUCAACAAGUGUUUGGAUAUGCUAUUUACAAGGAUGGAAAAAGUACUAAGCUAUCCUAUCCCCUGCAAAGUUUUGAAUCAAAUAUAGCAGGAAGAAGUUUUCACAACGGUCGUUUCAUACAAAGAAUGCGCGGGAAGGCUGCAACUCUUCCCAAUGUAAGAUUGGAGCAAGGAACAGUGACAUCUCUUCUUGAAGAAAAGGGAACUGUUAAAGGGGUGAUAUACAAAACUAAAACUGGUCGAGACUUGACAGCACAUGCUCCCCUUACAAUAGUAUGUGAUGGUUGUUUUUCAAACUUGAGGCGCAAGCUUUGCGAUCCCAAGGUUGAUAUCCCCUCUUGUUUCGUUGCUUUGGUUCUAGAGAACAGCACUCUUCCAUAUGAAAAUCAUGGACACGUGGUUCUUGCUGACCCUUCACCGAUUUUGUUUUAUCGUAUCAGUGGCACUGAGAUUCGUUGCUUAGUUGAUGUACCUGGCCAAAAAGUACCCUCCAUAUCAAAUGGCGAAAUGGCACAAUAUUUGAAAAGUGUGGUUGCACAUCAGAUUCCAACCGAGCUGUAUCCAUCAUUCAUAUCUGCAAUUGACAAAGGAAAUAUAAGAACAAUGCCGAAUAGAAGCAUGCCAGCUUCUCCAUCUCCAACUCCAGGUGCUCUUUUGUUGGGAGAUGCAUUCAACAUGCGACAUCCUUUGACUGGAGGAGGAAUGACUGUUGCUCUUUCUGAUAUUGUUUUAUUACGAAACCUUCUUAGACCUCUGCACAGUCUAAAUGAUGCAUCUGCUCUGUGCAAAUACCUCAAACCCUUUUAUACUCUUCGAAAGCCAAUGGCGUCUACUAUAAAUACAUUGGCAGGUGCACUUUACAAAGUUUUCUCUGCAUCAACUAAUUGUGCAAGAAAUGAAAUGCGACAAGCUUGUUUUGACUAUUUAAGCCUUGGAGGUAUAUUUUCAAAUGGACCAAUAGCUCUUCUCUCUGGCCUGAACCCUCGCCCUUUAAGCUUAGUCCUACAUUUCUUUGCUGUGGCUAUCUACGGUGUUGGUCGCUUGCUGCUUCCAUUUCCUUCACCCAAAAGCAUCUGGACUAGUGCUAGAUUGAUAACGGCUGCAUCAGGUAUCAUAUUUCCAAUAGUGAAGGCAGAAGGAGUUAGACAGAUGUUCUUCCCUGUAACCAUGGCAUCAUAUUAUAGAGCUCCUCCUAGCUAUUGACAACCAAUUAGCAUAAAAUUUUUGCAGUUUCAAUAGUAUAGUUUCUAUCAAUUGUUCUAUUCUUUUUUGAAAAUGUAUGUAGAUCAAAUUUGCAAGUGGAAGAGAAGUUGUGCUGUAUACAUUAGUAAACUUCUAGGAAUUCUUUGUCCAACCAAAAACAAUUGUUUCCAUGUAAUGUUUAAUUAUUCAAUUUCUCAAAUGAUACAAACACAUUGAUUGAUUAUAGUGUAUUGUAUAAUCCACACUUUAGUGUGGAAAUUGUAUUUGACACUUAGAAAAUUAUGUAAAAUAAAUUCUCAGAGAAGUCUGAGAAAAAAAGGAAAACCUGACACAGCUUCCUUGA
This is a messenger RNA of Jatropha curcas, 2242 nucleotides long. Its product is annotated as squalene monooxygenase SE1. Gene Ontology annotation, cellular component: membrane; endoplasmic reticulum. NCBI's taxonomy places the organism in Eukaryota, Viridiplantae, Streptophyta, Magnoliopsida, Malpighiales, Euphorbiaceae. The record is from RefSeq and is a predicted model, not a curated record. Gene Ontology annotation, biological process: sterol biosynthetic process. Gene Ontology annotation, molecular function: flavin adenine dinucleotide binding; squalene monooxygenase activity.